Molecule: messenger RNA, 1572 nt
Organism: Carya illinoinensis
Lineage: Eukaryota; Viridiplantae; Streptophyta; Magnoliopsida; Fagales; Juglandaceae
Product: probable DEAD-box ATP-dependent RNA helicase 48
Exons: 1
Coding region: 173-1177 (334 amino acids)
Source: RefSeq, a predicted model, not a curated record
AAACCCAACAGCAUCAUCGGUCUACAGUCGCAAACGUUGAAGAUAAUGUUUGUUUCUUUCAGAUUCACAAACCACACACCGACUCCGGUCAGUCUAUGCUUUUACUCGCAAACUCCUGAACAACCUUUGUUCCAAGAUUUCCUGCAAAACCCAAAACUUGAGCAAAAUCACAAUGUCAAUUCUCCAAAACUCUCUCUCAAUCCAGACCCUCCCGCAACAGCUCUCAUUCUCUAAGGCUUUGACCGGUCCGACCCUCAUAUUCUUCCGCCCGAAACUCUCGUACCCUUUGCUCCAAAACCAAUUCAUCACAACCAAAACGACGACGAUUCGGAUGGGAGGAGGGCCUAGGACCUACCCGGGCGGCGUCUCCAAGUGGCAGUGGAAGCGAAUGCAGGCUAAGAAAUCCAAGCAGCUCCUCAAGGCCCGCCUCUGCCGCGAGCGCCAGAUUUACGAGAUGCGCAAGCGAGCCGAACUCAAGGCAGCCGUGUCUGACCUCGAGAGGCCCUGGGAGGUCGUCGAGAGGGCCCCUAACUUGUUAUCCGUCGACGCAGACGAGCAAGUGAAAGUCUUGGCCGACAGGUUCCAGAGGCCUGGCGGUUUUGACUUGUGGACCGAGAGGGACGGCCCCCAAUUGUUCAAUACCGUAGAUGACCUACCCUCGGCCAGGUUUUUCCCAAAAGGGGUUGUUCACAGUAUUAAACCCUAUCGAAGAAAUGCUGGGUUUGAUGAAUUAAACGGUGUUGAGGAGGGUUUGCGAUCGGAUUCUGGAAAUGGCGGGGCAGUGGGAGAACAAAAAAAUGCGUUUAAGAGUAACAGGAGAAGUACUGUGAGGAAAUCGACAGGGGCGUCUUCUAGUGAAUGGGAGGGCCAGGACUUAGAUGGCUCGGAAACGAAGGGUUAUUAUCGGAAAAGUAAUUUGGAAGCAUCGGGGGUGAAUAGCGGAAAGGGGAAGACAAGUAAUGGGAAAUUAAGGAAGAAUGAGAAUAGGAGGUUUGCGAGUGCGGGUUCGAAUGGUUCGAGUGGGUUGAAUUAUGGACAAGUAGGCUUUGAUAGGAAACAGAGAGGGAAGGGUUCCAUUAAGCGUGGAUAUGAGUUGAAUGAUUCCCACUCUGAUGUUUAUGAUAUGAGUUUGCAAGAAGAUGGAAGAUUCAAGUUCCAACCGAAGAAUGGCCGUUAAGGGUGUAAUUGAAAUUGAGCCAUUUUUUAAUUCAGCAGCCAUGAUUUCGAUAGUGAAGAAUUGGAGUUUUUGUGAGGAAGAUGGUCUCUGCUGGAAGAUUCUAUGGAGUUGUUCGGUGAUAUGCCAUCAUCAAGUUUAUGCAAGUGCAGUGAUCAUGAGGUGAAUGAUCAGGCAAAGAGCUAAAGUCUCUAAUGUAUGUGCGUACAUAUAUAUUAUACUCUCACUUCUGGCGACUAGGUUGUAAAUUAAGGCUUUAGUGGUUCUAUGCUGGCAUUGUUGAAUGAAAAUUUAGCUCCUUUGAGAGAAUAUGUUACCCUCUUUCCUGAACUUAAUGUCACUUAAUCGAUCAAUGUUCAUCUAUAUUAAUAAGUGCCACACAGUGCCUUUGAAAUCAA